This is a messenger RNA of Xylaria bambusicola, 1972 nucleotides long. RefSeq lists its product as uncharacterized. The coding region runs from base 182 to 1837 and encodes 551 amino acids. Lineage: Eukaryota; Fungi; Ascomycota; Sordariomycetes; Xylariales; Xylariaceae. The transcript is spliced from 2 exons. The record is from RefSeq and is a predicted model, not a curated record.
UGCCUUCGGGGCUGAAAAUUGUCCCGGUUACAAUCCAAUCCCUAAGUCCCCAAGCAUAUUUCCUAUACCGCGAGCGUAGAGAAUCCGACGAGAAUUGAAGUUCGGACGUAUACGCUUCAGUGUGAUCAUCUUUCACGGCGCCCACUCUAUUCUAUUCCCUGAGGCAGGAGGGCUGCUUGCGAUGGCCAGCCAAUCCAUAUCAGCGGAAUCUAUAGCGGAACAAUCGAUAACCGUCGAGCAGGGAUUCUUGGCUCUCAGGUCUCAGCUGCCAAGCAAGCACCAUUCCAUGCAACCAUCUACUGUGCAAGAUUCGCACGAUAGAUUCCGGCUCUGGGCCGUCAAUGUAGGGGCUGGACCAUCGUUUUCUCGCCGCUCCCUCUUACAUCGCCUUUCCUCCGUCGCCCCCGAGCUUCUAGGAGAUGUGUGUGACUUGCUAAGGGACAUCGCGGAAGCUAUAGAGAAUCUGCUCGAUAUUACGUCUGGUAACCAGGAGGAUACGGCCUCGACCGCGCCGCCCGUGGUGCCAGAGCUCACGCUUACUGAUUCAUUGGAUCAGACUGACGUGCUUGAAUCCGAUUCCACCGAUGAUCAAGCUACCACCCAGCUUGACAUUGCAAAUGAAUGCAUCAGUAGUUUAUUUCGGCUCACAGCCUUAGUAAGGAAGCCAACAGCUGGCCAGGAUCGAUUUCCCAAACCUCCAAGUCAUGAGGAUCCAUUCAGCGACCACUUUGACAUCAUUCACGUACAGGAACGAUACCCAAAAUUGAGACGGCUAGAAACAAGAUGGCUGUGCGAGCGCUUUGGACGUGCUAACACGAAACGUCGCCAGUUCUUCCGGCACGCAAGAGAACGCCGAGAUCGCCUCCAUAACCCAACACCCGAAGUACCUCGGACUCCAGCUCCGGACCCUAUGGGAGGUACCACUUCAGAAUCUCUACAGCCAGUCUUGAAAGAUUCCAUUGAAAAGUCAAUGCAGACCACGACUAAGGCCAUUCCCGUGAUCCUACACCAGAUCAAGGGAGCUCUGGACGCCCCACACAGAUAUGCCAAUUCUCGUAGAACUGACAAUGGAAGGCUGCUCGUCCCCAACCUUAUGGACAUCAAGAAGAACAGGGACUCCGAGUUUGAGUGUCCUUUCUGCUGGGUCGUUUGCAACUUUGACACGCAGCGAGCUUGGAAGCAUCAUGUAUUCGCGGAUCUCAAACCUUACGUGUGUUGUCUUGGAGAGGGCGAAUGCGACGAUCUGCUUUUUCAUAACCGCUCGUCGUGGUUCGAUCACGAGCUCUAUUGCCAUCGUCGGCAGUGGGUCUGCAUUCUGUGCGAAGCAGGUCCGUUUGAGACGCCUGGGAUAUUCGAGCAUCAUAUAAAAUCUACACACGGCGACCUACCACUUGAUACGGACGGGUUGGAAGCUGUAAAGGACGCCAGUAAACGAGGUGUUGACGAAAUCUCGGCUGCUGAAUGUCCAUUCUGUGAUGAGUGGCACGACACGUUGAAACACAACCCCAUACGGAAAAGCUACGACGAUCCUUCAAUUCAACUCGACAAUCCCGUUCUCGUCAAUCUGAACACGUUUAGAAGGCAUGUCGCCCAUCACAUGGAGCAGCUUGCGCUUUUCGCCCUCCCACGAGGCCUCGGGAACGACAGGGAUGAGGACGAAAGCAACUCGACUAUCUUGGCUGGAAGAAGCAUCGAGGAUUUGUCCUGGGACUCAGAUCCAGCAAUCGAAGAUUCUAAAGAGGAACAUGCGAGUAUAGUUUCGGAUCCAAUGGAUAUAGACGAAACAGAGGGCCGAGAUAAUGUUAAGGGCAAAGGCAUAGCCCCCGUCCCAGACUAGAGGCACAUUUCAUCUAAGAACAGAGUCACCAGAGUUUCUUGCCAACUAUGCAGGGAAGAAUUCUCUCGCACUGACCACUUGUAUCAGCACCUAAGGGCAUUUCAUAAGAUCCCCACUGAUUCGUUUAAUACACUA